Messenger RNA from Numida meleagris (helmeted guineafowl), 7040 nucleotides. RefSeq names its product matrix metallopeptidase 23B (gene MMP23B). Bases 5551 to 6651 code for a protein of 366 amino acids. The transcript is spliced from 9 exons. The record is from RefSeq and is a predicted model, not a curated record. Gene Ontology annotation, cellular component: extracellular matrix. Gene Ontology annotation, biological process: collagen catabolic process; proteolysis; extracellular matrix organization. Lineage: Eukaryota; Metazoa; Chordata; Aves; Galliformes; Numididae. Gene Ontology annotation, molecular function: metalloendopeptidase activity; zinc ion binding.
AAAUGCAGCAGGGAGCGUUUCCUUUUUUUUUUUUUUUUAAACUUCUUUGGAAACUUGAUGGAGAGGCUUCUGAGUGUUUAUUCCCCUUAAAGGAAAAGAAUCUUAGAAUGGUUCAGUUGGGAGAGAUCUUCAAAGAUCAUAGAGUCCAACUGCCGGGCCGCUUCGUUAAUGCCAAAAGUUGAAGCCCAUUAUUAAGGGCAUUGUUGAAAUGCCUCUGGAACACUGGCAGGCGUGGGAUGUCAACCAGCUCACCAGGAAUCCUGUACCACGGCUUGACCACCCUCAGGAUAACAAAGCUUUUCCUAAUGUGCAGUCUGAGCGCGGCUCUGUAGGAAGACAGCAGAUUCUGACUUCUAAGUUGCACAGUAAAUAGAGAUAUUUUCUUUUCUCUGUUUUAAAAUGUCGUUGUAAUGCUAAGUCAGUUUUGCACAGCACGCUAUGCCUGCUGAAAGAAUACAGAAAUUGUUUGUAAACAUAGCUUUGAGGUUAGGAUUACAGUCUUUCAUUUUACUGUUUCUGCUUUGAUUUCUUUUGGUGCCCAAGGAGCAGGAGUUUGAGCUGUUAAGCAACGUUUUGACCCUUUCAUUUUCCCAGUGAGAAGAAGGGAAUUGCUGCACCGUGACAGAGAAGAAACAAGAUAGGCAGUGGGCUCGCAGCAACAAGAGGGAAGCAGAAGGCAAACAGGUGCCUGCAUGUGCCAGGUAUGUGCUUGGGCAGGCUGUACCCCCAUGGCAGGUUCAGCUCUGGGGGAGGCUGAGGUUCUGGAGGGGAGGAGAGGGUUCUGCUGCUUUGUCUUUCCUUGUAAGCCUGGCUACGUUGGGCCAGGAUCAAAGUGACGUGUGGCCAGCUGGGUGAAAUGGUUACUUGAUGUGUUGCUAACUUGUGUCAUCUGUCCCAUCAUCCCGGUCUGCAAAAUAGUUCCUCUGCUCUAGUACAGGCUUAAAUCUGAAGCAUGAGAAGAGAGAUCUGUAGUAGGCAAGAAAGGAGCCAAGAAUCUAGACUGAGAUUAUGAAGGAAGAGGGAAAGGGGUAAGAUGGGAGAAAGGCAUUGCUGCCUUUUGGCAUCGUGCUACCAGUUGGUGUUCUUACUGGUCGCAGGACAGCAGCGGGUUGAAAGAGGCAUGGAGAUGGCACAGCAAUAGUAAAUGCUCCUUUAAAAAGCAAAAGACAAAUACAGCUGUUAGCUAUUCAGCCUGGAGAACUUUGCGCGAUGUUUCUUAACAAUUGAUCUCUCACAAAUAAGAGUGAAAGGUCUUUGGGAAAUUAGAUGGGGAGCUCCAUGUUUUCCGUGGGUUUUCUGCCACCUCCCAAAGUGGAGCUCUGUACCUUGCAGCAGUGUUGGUUCAGAAAAGGAAAGAUCUUGCUGAGUCUGGUUUAAAACUUUAAACACGGGGCAGCAGCUGAGACAGGUUAAUGCUAAAACUAAUGGGCUUUAUGUAAUCCUCCUAACUGAAAUGUCAGCUCACAUUUCUCAACUGACCUACAAAAGCAGGAGAUGUUUUUUCUUUCCAUUAAAUGGGCUCUUCUGGUUGCAGUUUUUUCUGCAGUAUUCAGGGUCAGUGUGAACGCAGGCUUCUCAUGACACUGAAACUGGUAACAGUAUUCCUAGGAUUACUUGAAUCCACUGCAACGUUUGGUGAUCAGUUCUGAGAGCUCUGGCUGUGAAAAUUACCAAAUUUGCAAAAUGUUCUCUCUCUUUGGGCAGUAGGGGAAAACUGCAUGCUAUAAUCCAUGAUUGUUGACUGUUUCAGAGCAAGGUGUAAUGAAUCAAGUCUCAGUUUCUCAAGGUUUUCCAUCACAGUGCUGUAUCAGUAUCUUUUUCCUUUGAUUGGGUCUCUUAGCGUGGACCCUUUUAGAAAAUAUCUAAUGGCUUUAUGCAGUCUUGGCCAUCAUUUUCAAAUGGACACAAUUCACUUUUUUGCUCUGGAUAGCUAUUUCUGGUUAGUCUCUAAAUGAAGAUGUUUUUUCUCAGUCAGUUUCCUAUGAUUGAAUAAUUUAUUUGCUUCCUUUAGAAUACAGAGGAGUUGAUGUGCUGUUCUCCCUAUUUAUUCCUUUUUAGCGAAGCCUCAGGAAAUGCUUCAUAACAAAUUUGACCACUUUUAUUUUCUUACUUUUUUUGUGCACGCUGUCACUUAAUUUUUUCCUGGCAGGUAGCGUGCUAAUCCAGCUGGGAGACUGGUAUUUGAGUUGGCAGCUGGUCUCAUGAGCAGGCUUUUCAUGCAGCUGGAUUUUCAUGGAAAAUUGAUUUUGUAAACCUGCCAUUAUUCUGGGCAAAGUAAGGACACGAGCUUGCAGGGAGCAUAAGCCCUCUACUCGUUCUUACGCUUUGUAAAAUCUGGGGGUUCUACCCCAUUUAUCAACGCUGCCAUGAUACAGCCAAGUAGAACUGUAUUUGCAGUGUUUCCUUUUGCACAGGUUUAAUAUGUUCUGAACUAAUACAAACAGCCACUGGGGAUAGCUUCCAUCUGAGCAGACAACAGGUUUAUUCAGUGGAACUGGUUGACUUGGCUAAAACUGGAGCAAACUCUUAGUGCAGCCAGUGCUGGGGGACUCUUCCCAUUUCAUAAAGUAUUUUAAAAUCACCUUCUUUUUUGCAGUUAAAGAAAGGUGGAUGUUCCCUUGCCAUCCCUGACAUGAAUUGCCCUUGGGUUAUCCUGUCAAGCAGAACACUGGGGUUUGUAAUCGCUGCAGAAAAGAGCACGCUGUUAUCCCUCAGAGGAGGCUUCUUUCUCCAGGUAGGGUGGGAGUUAGAGUGCCAUGGAGGUACUCUGCACUGAGUGCUGCAUUGUUACACCAAGGGUAAGGAAUUCCACGCCCCUCCCAGGGAGCUUCACAGAAUGGAAAACUCACAGCAUGGUCAAAAGGUUCCUUUUCUGGAAACAUCAUUAAUAUCUGCAGCAGUAUGUGAAGCACUGCAUCAGUGCCUGGAAGACUGGAUUCCCAGGCCUGUCUAGAUAAGGGAAAUUCCUUGCAGUGGAGCAGGGUUAUCUCUUAAGUCUUCAGUGUUAAUUAGCCCUCCCUUUGCAAACUCUUCCUUUACCCGUGAAAUAACGGUGCUGUUUUUUUCUGGUACAGAUGCCCUUUCCUCCUACUAGUGCCAAAACCGAACUCAGUUGUGGGGAUUUGUUGCUGAUUGCUUUUGUCAAGGCUGUCUGUUUAUAAUUUACUUUUCCAAUGUGGUUUUCAGUCUUUGGGUGGCAUUUUCACCCUGAGUUCAGGACUUCAUGGUCUAGAGCUUUUUCCUCCAUUCCCUCCCCUGUACUGCUUCUGUAUUGCAGUGCAAAAGUAUCUCUUUCAGAGUUUCUAAAGCACAUCCUUUGGAAGCGUGGCCAGAACUCCACAUUUUACAGACAGCAUCAGACUGUGGGAGUAGAGGGAAGGAGAGAGCUUGUCUAAAGACAGUCAUGAAAAUAACCCAUCACUUUUUUUUAUCUUCUUCCCACUAGUCUGUUCUGUUCCCAUGAUUUGAAGAAGAUGGCUCCAUCCACAAAUGGAUUACAACUGAUGAACGUAGCCUACCAAAGGGCAACAAGAGAAAUACCCCCACAGCCCAGGGAAGUAAUUCUUAUUCCUUUAUGGACGCACUCUAUUGUCUGUACAUCAAGAAAAAAUUCUCUUUCAUUUCCUUCUUGGAGUUCUAAUCACUACCUGGCCAAGCCUGGGAUGCUGAGCUCCUAACUGGGGUCAAGACCACGUCUCUUUGGUAACGCGGGGUCGGGCCAGCUCAGGCACUUCUGAAAGCUGCAGCUUCAGAUUGACACUUGAGCAAAGUAUUCCGUUUCCUUUGCCAGCUGGAGCAAGCCCUUGUUUUCAGCUCAUUCGCUAUUCAGCAGAGCAUGGAUUUUUCUAGGAAUAUCAGCUGAUUGCAAGGGGCUGCGCGAUAGAAAGAAGGUGAAUACCUGGGGACUAAAAGAGCAUUCUCAUUCUUCUCCUCCCUGGGGAGCAUUGCUUCCUGCUACAGCAGAUACAGCCCUUUCUAGCUUGUGACCUGCUGAAAAAGUACAACUUCUAACUGCCAUUCCCACAGGAACCACGCAGGAAUUUCUUUUUCCGAGUUGUGAGAUGAAGGGAUAAAUAUUUAAGUUCUUUUUAAAAUCAGAGCUAUAUGAGGAUUCGCUAAUUCUUUUCACAUGGGCCACCAAGGAGCCAAUAUGUGGUAAAUCACAUUCAGCUGUGUGCAUUCCCCCCUCCCCUGCCUGUGGCCUGGGUUUGGACCCGUGCCCUGGAGAUGAAACAGUGGAGCUCUCGGUCCAAGUCACCAGACGUGGUAAGGUCCUUCCUUCUGUCUUCCCCACCCCUGUGUAGGAGCUCUCUGUUGAGGAGAGGGGAAGCUGGUGGGAGCACUUUGUUCCAGUGCUGGAUAAAAUGCACUAUCACAGCAACUGAGAUUGAAGAGUAAACUGAGACUGCAGUGCCUUAACAAGGGAAAUGUGGUGUGUUGUGCAAAUUAUCUGCUCCUUUGGGGUCUCUAGCUGACUGUUGUGGGUUUUUUGCAACAUUUGUUCCCUUUUGACAGCCACCUAGAAAUGGCUUUUUUGUGUGACAUUAUUGCAUGCAGAGAUCUUAAGAUUGUCAUCCUUGAUUGUGUAGAAAAUCCCAGCUUUCUAAACAAUGAUAUCUAGGUCCUUGUUGCUGCUUCUGACAGCAUGGAGAUAAACCAAAGCCUGUUCUGUCCCUUGCCUUCCUCUCUUGUUCCCCAUUACACCAUAUGGAUUUCCUCACACUGUAAUGUGUUCCACUGCAUUUAGACACUGUGCAGAAAAGAAAGCCAGGAAUGUUUUUUCUGACCAAAUAUAGUCAGGCUGACAGUUCUUGCCUGCAGUCCAAACCAAAUAUCCAUACUUGAGGACCUGGGACUAGCAAGAUUCAGGAGAACUCUAAAGUCACAGCAGUGCUUUUCCGCUCUUGAAUAAAAGUAGUCCUUUCAGGGGUCAGGCUGCCUGAUAAAUCAUGGAGAAUAUUUUCAGCUCUUGGAAGAGCCAGAGUUUGCACUGCCCUCGUGCCCUUUGCAUGGAGCAACAGUGGCUCCUAGGAAGCAUCUGAAAGAGGCUUCAGAAAUGAGACUCUCAAGAAUGUACUUCUAUUAAAGUUCUAGAUCCUAACUUCUGGGGGAGGUCUGAACCGAGACAUCUACUUUAUAAAAAUAUCGUGCUUCCUUUACAGUGAGACAAAGGAAAUUCUUAGGUCCCUCAGGGUACAUGGUUGUGUGAGUUCUCAAUCUGUGUUCUAAUCCUCAGGUGUCGUCAUCAGAAGCAGUAAGGCACUAACUGGGUGCUUGGGAGACCUGGCUUCAGGUUCCAGCUCAGCAAGAUUCCAUGCUUGACCUCAGGGAAGCAGUGCUAUGGUCUUAGCCUAUAAGAUGCAGAUAAUAGCAGUAUAUAAUAACAGCAGUAUAAUAAUGAUCCAACCCCACUUCAAGGCUGAUGUGAGGCAAAAUGCUCAGACGCUCUGGCGAGAGGAGAGGGCGUAUGUGACAGAGCAUAAGAAAGAAGAGCUUCCUCUCAGAGGACAAUAAGAAAAGCAAUGGCUAUAGAACCGUUGUGGGAUUCCUAUGCAUAUUCCCCGUGGUGGCUUUGCUGGCUAUUGCAGGAGAUCCAGCUGGAGCUGCAGUUCAGGAAAGUCAGAUACCACAUCACCUGGGCUUCGUGAAGUGAGUGCCUCUGCUCUGCACAGCCCAGCCUUCCCACCUCGGCCUCCAGCACGGAGAAAGCGAUACACGAUCACGCCUGGCCACCUGAAAUGGGACCACUUCAACCUGACCUACAAAAUCCUGUCCUUCCCAAGAAACCUCAUCAACGCCAGGGACACGCGCAAGGGACUAGCAGCUGCAUUCCGAAUGUGGAGUGAAGUUUCACCAUUCAGCUUCAGAGAAGUGCCACGCCACGUACCUAGUGACCUGAAAAUAGGCUUCUACUCUAUCAAUCACACAGACUGUCUGGAGUCUCUCAUUCACCACUGCUUUGAUGGAACAACGGGGGAACUUGCCCAUGCCUUCUUCCCACCCAACGGGGAAAUCCAUUUUGAUGACCAUGAAUACUGGAUAUUAGGAAAUACCCGGUUCAGCUGGAAAAAAGGUGUUUGGCUUACAGAUCUGGUACACGUAGCAGCUCACGAAAUAGGACAUGCCUUAGGACUCAUGCACUCCCAAAACCCAAAUGCUCUCAUGCACAUCAAUGCUACUUUGACUGGGAAAAAGACCAUCUCUCAAGAUGAAGUCUGGGGAAUUCACAGACUUUACGGAUGCAAAGACAGAUUGUUUAUGUGCCCACUGUGGGCGCGAAAAGGUUUCUGCGAGAAACGCGAGAAGUUGAUGAAAAAGCACUGUCCAUUCACCUGUGACUUCUGCUAUGAAUUCCCGUUUCCAACAGUUCCUCCUACUCUGCCACCACCAAGGACAAAAACCAAGACUGUUUCUGAAGGCAGGAAUGUCACCUUCCGCUGUGGCCAGAAGAUCAUCCAUAAGAAAGGCAAAGUUUACUGGUAUAAAGAUAAGGAGCUUCUGGAAUACUCAUAUCCAGGUUACUUAUCCUUAAAUGAGGAUCACAUGAGCAUCAUUGCAAAUGCAAUUAAUGAAGGAACUUACACUUGUAUAGUAAAGAAAAAAGAAAGAAUCUUGACCACUUAUUCCUGGAGGAUCAGACUGAGACAUUAACAAGGGCUCUGGAACGAGAACUUCUCUGUUUCAAAUUGACAAUGUUUCUUUAGCAUUUUGUAUUUAAACUCUAGUAGUGCAAAGGAACUCCUAAAUCAGCUGCUUCCAUACCUUGAGCAAGAGAGACUCUGGGACUUUGUUACUGGAAAAAUGAACUUUUCCAAAUUAGUUUUAAAGGUAAAGAAUUCAUCAAGCAUGCGCUGUACAGAGAAUUAAAACAAAAAAGAUUUAAAAAAAUCAAAUGUAGGAUUUUGCAGUUAACCUGGAUCAGUGAAAAACAAGAACAUAACCCUUCAGCAAACAAAUGGAUGAACAGACUGAUGCCUCAGCUAUAUUGCAAUGGAAUCAGAGGUAUUGAGGAAAGAGAAUGACCAGUAAAUGCGCUGUAA